Molecule: messenger RNA, 1380 nt
Organism: Sesamum indicum (sesame)
Lineage: Eukaryota; Viridiplantae; Streptophyta; Magnoliopsida; Lamiales; Pedaliaceae
Gene: FBS4
Product: F-box family protein
Molecular function (GO): protein binding
Source: RefSeq, a predicted model, not a curated record
CCUGCCUUUCCCUUUCUUUCAUUUCCCUCCUCUUCCCCCAACCCCCUCUCUCCUCGCCGUAUUUUUCAUUUUUUUGUCAAUUUUCUUUUUUUUUUUUUUUAGCUUCUCCGAUUUUUACUCUGUUCUGGCUGAUUAUACCGUGAUUUCUAAGAAACCCUACUCUGGUUUUGUUGAAUUGACUCAUUUUGUGUAUUUUUCUCCAACACGCAAACAGAUAAAGGUAAAAAAAUAAAAGCUGCGGCUUUACUAUAAGGAGAUUUCCGGAGUAGAUAAAAGUUCAUUUGAAAGGAAGAAGCCUAUAGCAUGGGGAAGGUGUCUCCAAAUGGCAGGCAACCGAAAACUGGGAGACAGAAAAAGCAGUCAAGAAAUGCGAAAAAUAAGUAUUUGAAGCCUGGUGCUCUUGCUCAGCUACGGAAUAGCAAGGCAUCGGCUUCUAAACCGUGUACAGAUCUUGGGAAGAAAAGAGUUGCUGUUUUGAACGCUAAGCAGUCUGGGGGUGACAAUCCCGAGAUUCAUCUAAACCAAAACACUGAUAAAAGUCCCACACUUUUAUCGCCUGUAAGGUUCCAGUUUGCUCCAGUAAUUGGAUCCCCUGAUGUAUUCAGUCAGAAUAAUUUACAGAGCACCCCAAAGACCCCUCGUGCUGAAGAAUGUGAGUCAGAGUCCAGGCUAGAAUCGCUCCCCAUUGAUUUACUGGUCAAAAUACUUUGCCACCUGCACCAUGAUCAACUUAGAGCAGUUUUUCAUGUCUCUCAGAAAAUCAGGAAGGCAGUUAUUAUAGCAAGACAAUUCCACUUUAAUUACACAACUCCAGAUAGAACAAGGCAAGAGAUGCUGAAUACAAUGACUCCACUCCCGACAGAUCACUGGCCUUUUGUGAGCAAGGGAGGUGGGAAAGGGAUGUGGAUUACAAGCCCACAUGCACCAAAGGCACCUAAGCAUGGACCUCGUCCCCCCUCUCGCUUAAAGUUCACUGAGAUGAGGCAAAUUGCAGCUGUUCUCUUUCAGGAGUCUUCAUUUUCUUCAAAGUGUUUGGUGCCAUCAGUUCUACAGAAACCUAUCUGCAAAUCAUUGGCUUCCAAUAGAGUCCUGUUCUAUGAGGAUGAACUGUGCCAGGCUGUAGCUCAAAACAAACUUCGUUGAAUUUCCUGCAACCUUUCUGAUAAUUUGUUCCAUAUGUGUAUAGCAAGCAGCAUAUCCUAUUUCCUUUCCGAUACUAGUAUGGGAACAGGGUUUAUUUUUGUAGUUAUGUCAGUGCACUAGUGGAUUCUGGGUAUCAAGUAAUAGGAAUUAGAAGGAUAUGGACGGUUUAUAAGCGAAUAAUGUAUUAUACUCGUCAUUUGUACAGUCUGGUUCCAAAACAUGUCGCUUUUUCAGUGA